Messenger RNA from Salarias fasciatus (jewelled blenny), 843 nucleotides. It is a transcript of the gene rspo4, whose product is annotated as R-spondin 4. The record is from RefSeq and is a predicted model, not a curated record. Lineage: Eukaryota; Metazoa; Chordata; Actinopteri; Blenniiformes; Blenniidae. The coding region runs from base 1 to 843 and encodes 280 amino acids. The transcript has 5 exons.
AUGCAUCUGCGGCUGCUGGUGAUGUCUCUGCUGUGCGAGGCGAUCGGGACGGGCGCCGGGCACAAGCCGAGCGCUCGCCGGCAGCCGGCGGACGACUGCCGCAGCUGUCUGGACUGUUCCCGUGACAACGGCUGCGUCCGCUGCCCCGAGCGCCUCUUCCUGUUCCUGCAGAGGGACGGCAUGUCCCACCACGGCUCCUGUCUCCACGCCUGUCCUGCUGGACACUACGGCAAGAGGGGCAAGGACGUCAACCGCUGCAUGAAGUGCCGCUCUCCGGACUGUGAGCAGUGCUUCAUCCAGGACUUCUGCACCAAGUGUCGGCCCGGCUCGCUCCUCUUCAAGGGGAAGUGUCUGAGCAGCUGUCCAGACGGGACCUUCGUCCACAACUCUGACUGCCUCGACGACUGUCUCCUGGCGCCGCCGACCGAGUGGACGGAGUGGAGCGUCUGUCUCCGGGACGGCGCCCCCUGCGGGUUCAGGUGGGGCCGGCAGACCAGGACCCGGGCAGCGUCCCCGUCCCCGCCCUGCCCGUCCCAGAGCCAGACCCGGAGGUGCAGGAUGAAGAGGAGGUGUCCCACAGGUCCCGAGGCGGUCCGGACCGCAUCGGACCUCGCGUGUCUGGCGGUGGAGACAGUGUCCUGCAUGUGCUCCGGGUCAAAGGUCAAGGUCAUCAACGCGCUGUGGUGUGUUAACCUUCGGCCCGACGACCCGGAACAGUCUGGACAUCUGGAGCAGCUCGUCAAACAUGGCUGCUGCUGCCCGCCGCAACCUUUGACCUUGGAGCUACAGGAUUCAGGUCUGAAGCAGCGAACCAGGAACACGUAUCGAGGCGAGUGGAAGUGA